AGCACUGAGCAAGCAGCUGCGUCUCAGUGCUCAUGUGCUGGCUGCUCUGUUUUAUUGUCUGGCUCCCACCAGAGCCCCACAUUUCCUACCUGUCACCACAAGGGGUGUCCAGAACCCGCUGCCGGGCUGAGGCUUCAGUAGUCACCGCGCGGUGCCGGCAGCCUGGCAGGUUAGCCCCGACUGAUUCCCUAAAAUUGAAGGAGAGAUUGUCGCUGCUGCUCUUCAGGGAUUGCUGUUGUUAAGAGGGAAAAGCAGGUUUGGAGGUGUGCGUGUCUGCGUGAGGAGAUGCGGAGCGCAUUUGCUUGAGGUGUCUGGCCACUGGGAAGCACUGCGAGGCGAGGCAGAGGAGAGGCGGUGAGAAGAAGAGGGAGAAGCAGGACUGAAGUACAGAGCAGCUGUUUCCUGAUACUGUUUCUUUCGGGUGUCUCAGUGAAUGUGAACAUGGAUUCUGUCACUGAAAUCUUCUUGAAGCUGCUAUUUCUCAUCUCGGUUCACAACUGGCACACAACAGUGGCAGGGAAUAAAUAUAACUGUGAUGAUCAGUUGGUGUCCGCUUUGCCUCAGUCAUCAUUCAGCAGUUCAUCAGAGCUGUCUAGUAGUCACAGCCCUGGAUUUGCAAGGCUUAAUCGGAGAGAGGGUGCUGGUGGCUGGUCUCCACUUGUGUCCAGUAAAUAUCAAUGGCUUCAAAUUGAUCUUGGUGAAAGAACUGAGAUUACUGCUGUUGCAACUCAAGGUGGUUACGGGAGCUCCGACUGGGUAACAAGCUACCUUCUGAUGUUUAGUGAUAGUGGACGAAACUGGAAGCAGUAUCGUCAAGAAGAAAGCAUUUGGGCCUUUUCUGGAAACACAAAUGCAGACAGUGUCGUAUACUAUAAGCUUCAGCAUUCCAUUAAAGCAAGAUUUCUCCGGUUUGUGCCUUUGGACUGGAAUCCAAAUGGCAGAAUUGGAAUGCGCGUUGAAGUGUAUGGAUGCACGUAUGGGUCCGAGGUGGUUGGCUUUGAUGGGAAAAGUUAUCUAACUUACACAUUUAAUCAAAAACUCAUGAGUGCACAGAAAGAUGUGAUUUCUCUGAAGUUUAAGACAAUGCAAAGUGAUGGAAUUCUCCUCCACAGAGAAGGACAAAAUGGAGACCACAUCACCCUGGAAUUAAUUAAAGGGAAGUUGUCCCUUCUCAUUAAUUUAGGUGAUACUAAAACUCAUCCUUCUAAUGCCCAAAUUAAUAUUACACUGGGCAGCCUUUUGGAUGAUCAACACUGGCAUUCAGUUCUCAUUGAGCACUUUAACAAUCAAGUAAACUUUACAGUGGAUAAACACACUCAUCAUUUUCAUGCAAAAGGAGAAUUCAAUUAUUUGGACCUUGAUUAUAAGCUCAGCUUUGGAGGGAUCCCAGUGCCUGGAAAAUCAGGGACAUUGUCACGCAAGAACUUUCAUGGGUGUUUUGAAAAUAUUUAUUAUAAUGGAGUGAACAUUAUUGACCUGGCCAGGAAGCAUAAAUCUCAGAUCUACUUUGUGGGAAACCUGUCCUUCUCAUGUUUAGAGUCACAGGUUGUUCCUGUUACUUUUUUGAACUCCAGUAGUUACCUGAUACUGCCAGGCAAAUCAGGGGAAGAUGACAUAUUCAUCAGUUUCCAGUUUCGCACCUGGAACAAGGAGGGACUUCUCUUAUAUAGCAAACUACAUGGGGCUUCAGGUGGAUUCUUCUUAUAUCUGAGCGAUGGAAAAGUUAAAAUCAGUCUUCAUAAAGCAGGAAAAGCACUGAGUGACAUCGUUGCAGGUGCUGGAUUAAACAAUGGCCAGUGGCAUUCUGUGUCCUUCUCUGCCAAAAGGAACCGUAUCAGUGUAAUAGUGGACAAUGAUGUGACCUCAUCUGCUCAUGCUUCCAUACCUCUGCAAAUUUAUUCAGGAGAUGCUUUCUACUUUGGAGCUCCGGGUUUUAUGCUUCUUUCAGGCUGCCCUAGCAAUGGAAACAUUUCUGAAUGUAACACCUCAUUUGGUGGCUUUCAAGGAUGCAUGCGACUCAUUUCCGUUGGUAACAAAGCAGUGGAUAUGAUCUCAGUUCAGCAAAAUGUUUUUGGCAAUUUCAGUGACCUUCAGAUAGAUUUAUGUGGCAUUAUAGACAGGUGUUUGCCUAAUUAUUGUGAACAUGGCGGUGAAUGCUCACAGUCCUGGGACAGCUUCUACUGCAACUGUGCAAAUACAGGUUACAAGGGAGCUACUUGCCACUAUCCCAUCUAUGAGCAAUCAUGUGAAGCCUAUAAGCACAGAGGGAACACUUCAGGUUUUUACAACAUUGAUUCAGAUGGAAGUGGCCCCUUGGGACCAUUUCUUGUAUACUGUAAUAUGACAGAUACAACAUGGACGAUUAUACAGCACAACAACACCAACCUAACCAGAGUCAAAAGUGCUAAUCGAGAGAACCCCCACACUGUGUUUUUCAAGUACUCUGCCAGCCUAGACCAGCUUCAGGAUGCAAUUAACCAUGCAGAGCACUGUGAACAGGAGCUUGCUUACCACUGCAAAAAGUCAAGACUUUUAGAAAAGCCAGAUGGGAUGCCACUGAGCUGGUGGAUUGGAAGAACCAAUGAAACACAGACUUACUGGGGAGGUUCCUUGCCUGCUGUACAAAAAUGUGCUUGUGGAUUAGAGGGGACCUGCAUUGAUUCCCAGCAUUACUGCAACUGUGAUGCAGACAGAGAUGAAUGGACUAAUGAUACUGGAUUCCUCUCCUACAAGGAGCAUUUACCAGUAACUGAAAUUGUGAUCACAGAUACUGACAGACCAAAUUCUGAAGCAGCUUACAAACUGGGGCCUUUGCUUUGCCGUGGUGACAGAACAUUUUGGAAUUCAGCAUCUUUCAACACAGAGACAUCCUACCUGCAUUUCCCCACCUUCCACGGAGAACUCAGUGCAGAUGUCUCAUUUUUCUUUAAAACUACUGCUUCCUCAGGAGUGUUUUUAGAAAACCUUGGAAUUCAAGACUUCAUAAGGAUAGAAUUAUACUCUCCGUCCAAAGUGAUUUUUUCAUUCGAUGUUGGAAAUGGACCUAGUGAAGUAACAGUGCAAUCACUCACUUCCUUAAAUGACAACCAGUGGCAUUAUGUGAAGGCUGAACGAAAUAUCAAAGAGGCAUCCUUACAAGUAGAUCAGCUUCCUCAAAGGUCUCACAGUGCUCCACCUGAUGGGCAUAUUCGCUUGCAGCUCAACAGCCAGCUUUUUGUAGGUGGGACAGCAUCCAGGCAGAAAGGAUUUUUGGGAUGUAUCCGUUCAUUACAGUUGAAUGGAAUGGCCCUUGACCUGGAAGAGAGAGCAAAGAUGACUCCAGGAGUUGAACCAGGCUGUCCUGGACAUUGUAGCAGCUAUGGUAACCUAUGUCACAAUGAUGGAAAAUGUAGAGAGAAAUACAGUGGAUUCUCCUGUGACUGCACUUUCUCUGCCUAUGCUGGACCAUUCUGUAAGAAAGAGAUCUCUGCCUAUUUUGGGACUGGCACUUCCGUGACUUACAAUUUUCAAGAAUACUACGCGGUAGCUAAAAAUUCUAGUUCACAUGCUUCUUCCUUCUAUGCUGACAUGACACUGAACAGGGAAGCAAUUACAUUUGCCUUCCGAACAACACGGACACCAAGCUUACUGCUUUACGUCAGCUCCUUCUACAAGGAGUACCUCUCAGUCAUUCUUACCAGAAACGCUGCACCAAGGAAUGCUCUCCACAUGAAAAACAUUUCUCCUACUGUAACUUCACCUUUUAUGACUGGUUUGGUUUUUUGUGGGGGAACUUUACAAAUCAGGUAUAAGCUAGAUAGCCAUCAAGAUCCUGACAUCUUCAGCAUCAAUAUCAAAAACAUGGCUGAUGGACAACUGCAACAUGUGAAGAUUAACAGAGAGGAGGAAAUACUCUUUGUAGAGGUUAACCAGAACGAACGAAUGAAGUUUGUUCUGUCUUCAGGCACAGAAUUCAACGCAAUCAAGUCUCUCACACUUGGCAAGAUUUUAGAAAACAGUGAUGUAGAUGAGGAGACUAUGAAGGCAAACUCUCAGGGGUUUAUUGGAUGUCUCUCUUCAGUGCAGUUCAACCACAUUGCUCCUUUGAAGGCUGCACUGCACCACAGCAGCUCAGCCCCCGUCAUUGUAAAGGGACGCUUCACUGAAUCCAACUGUGGUACUUUAAGUGGAGCUGACUCAACAUCAAGUGAAACAACGCAUUCAUUUGCAGAUCACUCUGGACCAAUAGAUGAGGGAGAGCCCUUAGCUAAUGCAAUCCGAAGUGACUCUGCAAUUAUUGGAGGUGUGAUAGCAGUUGUGAUAUUCAUCCUACUUUGCAUCACUGCCAUAGCUAUACGCAUUUAUAAAAAGAAAGUAAUAUACUCAAAAAAUGAGGCAAAAGGAUCUGAAAAUGAAGACAGUGCUGAAUCUGCACUGAAAAGUGAGCUCAGCAUGCAAAACACAGCCAAUGAAAAUCAAAAGGAAUAUUUCUUCUGAUUGGCAUUCAUGAUUUAAUUUAUUAUAAUAAUAUGACAUUCUGACUUUCUUGCUAAACCAAGGCCUCUCAAUGCACAGAAAAAGCUCUUGCACUCUACAGUAAAUGCAGCAGAUUUGAGACAUUAUACUGCAUAUGUUCAGUCUCAGUGAUUGCUAUUGGGGAUUGCUAUUGGGGGCCUCUUUAAAUUACAUGCAUUCUUUAGCUAUUAUACCGUAAAUACAUUAAUGUAACAGUGAAUUAGAUAUUGUAACCAAUUUCAUUGUUGGUAGUUUCUGGCUGUUCUGAUGUGACCUUCUACAACUGAAGUUUAACGUACAUACUGAAUAUGAUUUUUGAAUGGGAAAAUUGUUAUGAAGUUAUUCCUAUACUUUUAUUUAUUUAUUUAUUUUAUUCUGGAAUUUUGUUCAAGGUGAAAGGUGGAUUCUCAUACUUUGUGUUACUAAAGAAAUUCCACUGUGUUGCAUUAUUGUGAUCUCUCUUACUUUCUCAAAUUGAAAAUGCCUUUUGAACUGAUGUUGGUUGGUGUCAACAUCUGCUUGUGAGCCAUGGAGUCUGGUGUCCAAAACAAACCAUACUCCUUUACCCUGAGGAUGUGACCACUGUCAUCACUAUCUCUUCUUUUUGGCAAGCCCAGCAGGACUUAAAACUGAAGGGUGUACAAUGUGUUGAAAUGCUAUAAAAUCUCUUCUGCAAUAGGUUUUUGCUUACGGUCAAAUGAUGGCACUAAAGGACUUGUGCACGUUCUAGGCAUUUUAAAUAAAAUUUGCAUAAGAAAAGAUAAGAUGUUUGCUUGGGAAGAUCAAGUAAUAUAUUUUAAAUAGUUACUUUAUCAUGAGUGAGAACAGCAAAAGAUGAUCAAGGUUAUUUUCUCUGGAAAUUAGUAAUACUUCUGUCAAGUAGUAAUGCUCUGUGCACAGCAUGGAACAUAUUCUCUGAAAACAUUGUACCUCUCAUCUGCUCCAGGCCUCGAGAAAAAGUUGUUCUAAACUGUAGAAAUUAUUUAUUAUUAUUAUUAUGAGAAUAGAAGUAGGGAAUUUAGAGCCUAGUACAGUGGCUGCUACUUGAAUACUUCUGUUCUUCAUCCUUAGUAGUGCCUACUAUACCUCUAUAAGACAAGGUCUGAUUACACCACUCAAAAUUAAACAGGUGUUUACCAUCCUGACAGAACAAAUAAGAACUUGAUUAUGAUGUAUAAACAAAUUCUCAGAUAAAAAGGGUAAGUUUAAGUUGUCCAAAGAGAAGAUUAUACACACCAUAAGGUAUCUAAAAUACCCAUGUCACCUGAUGGGAAUGUCACAACUUCUACAGAAGGUAUAUGUCUUUUGGAAGAGACAUUUGAGAAUUAUGUAGAAGGGCCUAUCACAUAGAAUACGGUACCAGAUACCAAUAUUUAGGUAACUUGACGCCACACAGACAGAAAACUAUGUGCGUAGAGUUUGGAUCUGAGAAAAGUAUCCAGAAUUCUGUGCCUUUGUAGACUUGAGUUUCAAAUUAAAACAGCUUUCAAAAUUACACUUAUAUCUGCUCCCAUCCAAAGCAAUGGUGACAGACAUCGCUUUUCUUACCUUUCAGUGGGGACAACCAAAGCUAGAUCCUUGACUGUGAAGUUCAGAAAAUGUUUAUCAUAGAUGCCCAAGAACAUUAUAAAGACAUGGAAACCUAACAUGGUGUGCUAAAACAUUUAAUAUAUAAGUUUAUUGGUAAAAAUGGUAGUUGUAAAUAUAAAUGUCCAGCAGAUAUUGUCUUUUAAAUCUUAUUUUCUUCCAACAAUGUUUCAUUUCUGUGUGCAGAAUUCUGCAGUUCUUUUCCUGCUUCUCCCUGUAGAGCUUUCCUUCAUAUUUAGGAACUUUUUUAGGAACUUUUUUUUUUUUUUGGACAUCUUGGAGGUCUGCAGUCAUAAAUUGUUCAGAUUAAGAUGCACUGCCUGCAUCUGGUAGAUUAAUCAGGCUGAGGAUCCAAGGUAUGCAUGUUGUGUAUAUGUUUGUGUAUUUGCCAAUACAGUUUUGUUUACAACAAUAGGUUACCUUUAGAAAGGACAAAACAAGGUAAGGGAAUGAUACUGGACUGUUCUUGAUAAGUGAUAUGGAUGACAAUAUCCUGUGUUGUGAAUGGAGUCAUGAGAAAUGCAUGGGUCAUGAGAAAACUUUGAAUUGUUAUGUUUGUUACUUUGGAACCUCUCAGUCUAGCUAUUACUUUAAAGUGAAAAUUCUGACUCCUCCCUUUCAAGGGUCUGACCUAAAUUGCAUUGGAUUCAAGAGGAGUCCUCCCAUGGACUUCUCUGUAAUUGAAACCCUUUGAAUCUCAAGAUGCUUUCCCUUCCUGUGAUAGAUAUGUCAGUGUCCACCUUUUUGUGUCACCUAAAUCAACAAAUCUAUCAGCAGUUACAAGUCCCAGUCAGCUCAAUUUUUAUCAACGUGGAAUGUAAUAACCAUGUGGGACAAAACUUGUAUGAUGGUAUUUAUUAUAAUACAUGAGAUCACCACGGUGGAUAUUUUGAUUGAAUGAUGAAAUGCAGACUAUUCGUGUGAGAGUUAUCCAUAUACUAACCAAAUAAAACCAAAAGGGUACCCACACCAGGAAAAAUGGGAAGUAUACAAGCUUAACUAUUCAAUGAUUUCCUUUAAUUUCUAUUUCCUUGUUAAUUUUAUGCGUGUCUUGAUGGAGAGAAAGGUCUCCUCCCUUACUUCAUGUUCUUCCAAAAGAAUAAUUAUUUUCUUUCCCUGUUCCUUAGAAUUUUUAAAAGCAACAGGAUGAAAAAGGCUAGGUAAAACCCUUAUUUCAAAGACUAAUUAAAAAAGAGGGAUGAGGGUAUAAAUGCCUUUGUGACUGGCACAUUAUUUCUUUCAAAGAAUUUUUAUUAUGUGAAGGAUUCUAAAGGAGAAAAAAAAAAAAAGAAAAAAAAAGGGUUUUGUUGAAUACAAAACACUAUUUGCAGAGUUGUAGCACACAAUAAUUACAUCUCUCUGAAGGUGCAAAUGCCCAUUUUCAUCUGUAGGAAGACUGAUCAUACAUUCAUCACCUAAAUCCUACAUAUACACGUUCAUAGUGAGUGAAGUAGCAUUUUCUAUUACUUGCUGCAUUUCCAUGGGUACAAAAUAACUGGGGCACCAAAGUGCGCUGAGACAUCAAGCAACAUUAUGCAGUCCCUUUUUUGAUUAUUCCAAUGUAUGACCUUUCACCUCUCUACUAAUAAACACUUUAUAAAAUAAAGUGAGAAAAAAUAUUUUUAAAAAAUUGUAUUAAAAGGUUUUAAAUGGAAAACAAUAUACUGAUUUUUUAAAACAGUAAAAAUAUGUAGAAGUGCACAUAAUAUCUUGGCGAGUGUGGUUAUUUAUAGGUAUUACUGAGUGCUAAUGUAACAAAUUUACUAUGCAUUGACACAUUUUCCUUGGCAAAUAUAUUUUUUCUUAAGUACAUUCUAAAAUAAAUAGUGGCAUGUAUGCUGCUUCAUUUUUAAAACUUUGUGUGGGUGCUAGCUGCAAAAGGCUUAUAGUUAUUUAUGUACUUAUCAUUUAGCACAUAAAUAUUAUUUAGUUAGGUUUUGGGAAAACAUUUUCCAAUACAUCCACUGUUGUGUAGAUGAAAAAUAUGUAAUAAGCAAAGUACACAACUUGACAUGAAAUGUACUAACAGUCAAAAUAAUUUUACAGCACCGUGACAAUGAUGUACAAGGGAAAAAGUGUGUAAAUGACAAAACAGAUGGAACUUCUUGGAAGAAUCAGCUGUGUAGAUUAGAGUACACAGAUUUAGACAUAGGUGCCAGGAAUCCUGAAGCACCAGGGUGAGAUAAAAUCAGAAGGUGUAACUAUUUCAGGUUAGUAGAGGACUGAUUGAUAAGAAAAUAUCCUUUUGAAAUAAAAUUAAUUACCUUGAGAAGUAGUUGUAACAGUUUAUACUCAAGGCAGAGUUAUAGUUGUAUAAGUCAUGUGAUGUCACAGGGGAAGAAUGCUCGUUGUAACAGGAAAAUAUUUGCUGAGUCAGAAAACUUGUUGCUGAAAAAGCGUGUGCCCUAGUGUCUGGGGUGCAGUGCACAUUCUCUGGAGUGAACACUAAGAAAUACUGCAUGAUUUUGUCAAAUCAAGCUCCUAAUUCUGCAGCCAAAAGUAUAAUGAAUCCCCAGUUUUUCUGAUCAUUGAAUGAGAUUGUACGCUAUCAAGAAGGAAUACAAAUGAAAAAUCCUACAGAAAUUAGAGCUGAAUCAAAAGGUACAGGUAUGAAGGUACUGAAAUAGUUUCAGUGCUUUUUAAUGAACAAGAACAUGCUUAAAAAAUUAAGGAAAAGAAGGGAUCUUCCCUUUACAUUUACUCUUUUUAGAACCUUCUCUUGGGACUUUUUGGUGGUCAUGGAAAGGAUUUAAUGGAUUUCUGUAAAGAAAGUGCUAAAGAUGCAACUAUAAGAAACAGAAUAAAAAACUCAAAGGUGUUUAUAGACUGUGCUUUGCUAAGAAGCCAUGCUCAUCCUCAUUCUUGAAAGGUUGUCUGAAAAAUAAUUUUUGACAAGAAUUGGCACGGUUGGAUAUGUUGCCCAAAUCCUUUAAUCUUUGAUCUUACCAUUGUUAAGAAUUGAAUCAAACUUCACUACUGCAUUGUAAGGAGAUGCAUAACUUUCCUUCAAACAAUGACAUAAAAUCUAAUUGAAUUUCAUACGAAUUUCUAAUUUCCAUUUAUGAUGAAAUUCUGAUCUUGCCAACAUUUUCUGUAAAAAGCACUAAAUAAAUCAUACUUAAAGUCUUUAUUAAAUAAUGUAGUAAAUACACAGUAAAAGUCUCCAUAAGCAAGUGAGUAAAUGUGCACAUACCUACACACAUAUGCCAAUGAGCUGUGUAGUCAGAGCUAAGAUUCUUCAGGCUUUACCAUUUUCUUUGUAUUAUGUCAAAUACUGAAAACCAGUUCAGAGUUCAGAAACAUCACUAUCCUUAAUGUUGGGAAAAUAUCCAAACCAUUUCACAAAAUAUUGAAGAUUUCACAAGAUUUUUCAAGGAACAACAACAACAAAUAUUAGAGCUAUCAGUUUCUUUCAGAACAGUAAGAGGUAGACACCAGUCUGCCAAUGGGAAGAGUAAGUUUAUAGCAUUUCUGACACAGAGACAGUCGUGUAGUUAGUUCCUUCUUUUAAUUUCUUUUUGUACACUUGAAGUGUACUUCUGCGAGCUAGUGAACUGGCUUUUAGGAAGCAUCAGGACUCAUGUCUUCAGAUUAGCUGAGGCAGUGGGCAUCAGUGAAAGACUCCUAAAUCUGCAGAAGAGAAACAGCUACACAAAAUCCUUCUGAAGUCCAAGAAAAUUGAAGAACAAUUGUCAAUGAGUUACAUCAAAUUUCACCAGCAUCUAUUUCUCAUCAAGAACUUAGUGAUAACAGCAUAAAAAGAACUAUUGGAAUAAUACAUAUAUUAUUCAACAAACUGACAUAUACCAAGUAGGACUUGGUAACCUUUGUAUGUUAUACUUUUUAAUACAAUAUGGCCUUUGGGUCUUCUAGCUUUUUUUGAUAUUUGCAGGAAAUUAUUAUUUCAAGUGUAAUCUUUUUGGAAUCUGUGGGCUGAUGAUUUUUUGUUUUGAAAAGCAGAAGUGCCUUGCAAGCAGUUUAUAAUGCCAAUGUUAAUUUAAGUGAAAACAGCCAUCAUAAAAUCUUUUGGAAUAAAAAAGUAAAGCUUGCUAAAACAUCCCACACUGCAUAAUAUAAAUUCAGCGACAGACACCUGUUUAUAAAUUACUUAAGUAAUAAACAAACUUUCAGCACACUUCUCCAAAACUGGAAGUGUAUGUAUUGAGGUCUGAGGAGCUCAAGAUUAUCUAUCCCACCCUUAAAAGUAUGACCUUGAAAAAAAAGACAUUAAGCUUUGCACUCCAGUCGUACAACAAGGAGAAAAUACUGAAGUUUUGACCACCUUGCUUUAUUAAUAUUUAUGAAUCCGUUUGAAGAUGGAAGCCUUUAUAUAAAUGGACAGCAUCAUAAAAGAAAGGAGAUUCUAUCUUUUAUUUAGCAAAUAAUGUUAUCAUAAGUAACACUAAGUAUUUGUAUUUACUUUGAUACAUUUAUUUCGGGAGAUGGUCCUUCUUCUUUUUAUCAGAAAUAAUAGCAUUUUCCUGUUAUUUUAUGCAUAGAGUGACACUUGAAUAGAUAGGAAGACAGACCUUGGACUAUUUGGUGUAGUAUAGAUUUGACUGCAUGUCUUCAUUUAUCAGCAAAUUAGAGCCCAGAACAUUUUAAUCUAACUAGAUGGGUAAUAGUUGAAGUAAACAAGAUAGGUGUCAUAGAAGUAAACACAAAACAUGGCUUAUAACAACACAUCUACAUUCUUACAAAACAUCUCCUGCCAAUUGAUUGGCUCAAAGUGAACAUCACAGGUAUGCAUUUUAAGUAUAAUUCCUGGUUCCUUCUUAGUAUCUUCAGCUGGUUGAUUAAUCCUUUUUGCUGCUAUUUUUAGUUACCACAGAGUUAUUCUUCUAACCAACAGUAACUGUUAGGCUUAUUAUAUUUUAUAUUUUAGAUGAUAGGAUUAAAGUAUUACUGGGUUCUAAUAUAUUUAAAUCUAUUUCACAUAUAAAUAUUCCUUAUCUAGUUAAAAUAACAUUGUGUAUUUAUUAACAUUCAUGUUCCAUGCAAAGUAGCAAAUCUAAAAGAAAAUAUAUACUGGCUUGUAUUUUGUUUUGCUGCUUUGUUGGAUUGGUUUCAGUUUUGUGUUUGUGUGUUUUGGUUUUGUUUGUUUGGUUUGGUUUGGUUUGAGUUUUGUUUGUUUUGUUGCGUGGCUCCCAUAGGUAAAUGAAGAGGGGGUUGUUACUUUUAGCUUAAUCACAUACUGGUUUUGAAAAAAGUAUUUUAAAAGGGCACUACAGGAUGUUAAUAUUUAAUUCACUCUUGGUAAUAAAACAUUCAGAGAUUUCAGUAGUUGCUGCUCCAAGACAUAGUGGUUCUCUUUUCUAAUUGAAAAUAUUAGCAAACACUCCUUAUAUGGUAUAAGAUCUUUUUCCACUACAUUAAGUCACACUAGAAAGAGAGGUUUACAAGAACUCAAGAAGAAUGACCACUCAGUCAUGGUCCCCCCACCACAGGAAUAAAAAAAAAAAAUUACCUACAAAAUGAUUUGAUAUUUACAGAUAAAGUCAGGAAGUCCUUUAGCAGCUACUGUGUUUUUCCUGCAAAACAUACAGGGCCUUAUUCUUGCACAGCAAGAACUCCCCAUGAAAUUAAUAUUUAAAUGGACUGUUUAGUGUCAUGAUCUGUAAACUGGUAACUCACAUUUGAAUUGUUAGUGUUGUGUUGCUAUUAUUUUUUCUCUUUGAUGUUCGAGUUCAUAAUAUGUGCAUGUCUCAGUCAAAGUAAAUUUUUAUUAAUUCAUGUCAUAAAAAUAAAAGUGCUGUUUCAGGUGUCUUACAGAUAAAAUUCUACUAGAAAGUAGCAGUUAAAUGUGGAAAAGAUUUUAAAAAUAUGUCAUAUAUUGCUUUACAUUACAGUUUGGUAAAGUUCACUUAUUUUUACAGAACAAACCAUGAUGGAUUUAUUAUUAAUUCCCAGAACACAUAGUGGAAAAAAAAAAAGCAAAAUUCACAGAAAAAGGAGAAGACUCUAGAACAGGAAUUUUCUUUGUUAAGAAAAUUGUUUUCACAAAAAUUUGUUAUAAAAUUUGUUUUUAUGAUAAUUCUGUACAGCUAUUUUUCAGUUCAUAUGAAGUGUUUAUUUGGGAUCAUGUUAUUAAGCCCAUAUAUUUUCAAUUAUUUCUUUUGUAUAAACGAGCUAACAGAAAUUUUAGUUUCAAGCUGAUAUCUAGCUGUCUGUUUGCCUGAAUAAAGUAUUUCAAUCUGUAAAUUAAACAUAGCAUGAAAUCUCUAGUAUGUACCUUCCCUCUUCAAAAUAACAGUAAUAAUUAACGUUUCUUUGAAAUGGCAAGAUCUUCGAGUGUCCAGAGUUUUCCUGACAGUCUUGUUUCACAAAUACAAGUAAGCCUAUUUAGUCAGAAUCUAAUUAGGAAAGUAUUAGUAAAUGCUUGUUAUUCAGUUUUCUAGAAUGGUUAAGUGCUACAUAUGAAAAAUGAAAUGUUUUUAAAUGAGACAAAUAAUGCAUAUUAUGAUAACAAUGUUGUGCUUUUACAAUAUCUGCUUGCCCACUGUGGCACUUGCUGGUGAUUAAUGGUCGUUUUUUCGUUAUCAGAUUCACCUUAGUUUUCUGUAAUAUACUUUAAUAUCCUUAUAAACUAGAUAUGUAUGCAGUAAUCAUACCUUAUUGCUCAUUAUAGCCUUUUUCACUUCUUCUAGGAAUAUCCUUAUUUUUUGGCACCAGCUUUAUGCUCAUAAUCAUGUAACUAGUGGUGGCUCGCCAAGGUUCCUGCAAUAGAGAUUGCUUUUUCAUUAGGUGGCUGUUGUACCAUUGGUAAACUCCCCAUAGAUUAGGUCUGUGAGUAAUCCCCUGCACUAUCAGCCAACACAGCUCUCGUUUUGCUAUCGUGCUGAACUGUGUCCCACCAAACUGUGUGCAUUUCAGUGCCCCUGGCCUGGAUUCCUGGGGAAAAAAAAAUCCUUUCACCUGUCUUUGGCGCACAGGUCUCCCAAGCAUCGCAUGAUCCGUUCUAGCUUACCAAACAUCACUGGUCACAUAGCACUUCUCUGCAGCACUAAUCCGAGAUGGAAGCUGGGAGGAAGCAUGCAUAUCACUGCUUCUACAGGACACAAUUCUGCAAGGCCAGAUACAGUAGUCAUAUAUGGAUGCAUUUAGCCUGGAGACUCUUAUUACAUGCUCAAUUAAAAGAAUAAGAAAUUCAAGGCUGACAAGUUCUGCUCAGGCCCCAGAAAGAAGACACACAGCCUAACAGGCUGUCAGCAAGGAGGCUGCAAUGAAGGCUAUGUCUGACAGUGACCAGGUCUGCCUGUGGAGCUGAGAGGUAAGAUGUAAAGGAGGAGCAGGAGCUGGUGGUUUCUCCUUCUGUUAGUGGAGGGAAGAACAGCAAUAUAACCUUUAGUACAGUUUUUGAAGGCAUUUCUAGAGAAAAUUAAAAAAAUAGGAGCUACAUAGCUAAGCACAGCUCUACCCUUGUAAUUGACAACGAGUACAGGCAGAGCAAAGAUGCAAUAUAGCCCCUCCUGAGCAUACAACACAGUAAGUACAGUACAUUUGGUGGGAAGUUAUAGUUCUCCUACCACCCUCAGAUUUCCAGCCUGGGGUGAUAAUAUUCAAGAAAUCUGUGUGAGAUGCUCUCUAUUCAUUAGGGUAGGUCAACAGCCUUACAGCAUGCUAGCUACUUACCUCCUACUGAGAACUGGACAUCUCACUCAAAACUGUUUGUUCUUGUUUCAGGAGACAAAUGUCAUGCGGUACCUGGCUCUACUCUAGAGACAGUAACAUGAGGCAAGAAAAUAAUACCUCUUAAAGCUUUAAGAAUGUGGUCCCAGAACUCAGUUUUCUUCCCUUAGACAGGGUAAGCAAGACUUCAGAAUUAUGAACAAAAUUCCUAAACAUUCAGUUCACAGAAUCAGAGAAUGGCUGAGAUUGAAGGGCACUUCUAGAGGUCAUCUGGUCCAAAAUCCCUGCUCAAGCAGGGCCACCUAAAGUUGGUUACCCAGGACUAUGUCCAGGCAGCUUUUUAAUGUCUCAAUUCAUAUAGACUCUACAAUCUCUUUGGGCAACCUCUGUCAGUGCUCCAUUGCCAUCACAGUUAAAAAGCAUCUCCUGAUGUUUAAGAGAAAUAUAGGAUGUAUCAGUUUGUGCCCAUUGACUCUUACUCUGUCAUGGGGCAUCACUGGAAAGAGCCUUCUGUACACCUUUCCUUCAGGCAUUUAUGUACAUGGAUAAGAUCUCUCCCUGAGUCUUCUGCAGGCUGAAUAGUCCCACCUUUCUCAGUCUUUCCUCAUGGAAGAUAUCUCAGUCCCUUAAUCACCUUUCUCGCCCUUUAUCUGGCAUCUCUAGUGCUGAGGAGAAGGGGAAGGAUCACUUCUCUCAUCUUGCUAGCAAUGCUUUGCCUAAUGCAGCCAGAAUACCACUGGCCUUUCCUGCAGCCAGGGCACAUUGCUGACACACAUUCAACUUGAUGUCCACCAGGACCCCCAGGUCAUACAAAGCUGCUUUCCAGCCAGAUCACCCCCAGCAUAUACUGGUGCUUGGGCUUAUUCAUCUCCAUGGAUGAAGUUUGUAUCCACAAAGUGAACAAGUAAAUUGACUAGAUAUUUAAAAAUCACACCUUUAAUAAUAUACACAUCAUUAGACAAAUUUAUUCAGAUAUCUUGAGAUGUACCUGCCCAUAUUUUAACUUAUUGCUGUUUGAGGUGCUAUCUAGUACUAAUUUAAUGCUUAUUCAAAAAGACAAAAUUUAGUCUAUUUUGGAGUAAUCAUAACUUAUGUGAAUAUUUAACUAGGCUAUAUAAAAAGAUAAUAUGUCAACAAAAGUAAUCAAAAGAGAUUCAGUAAUCAUUAGAUUUCAAAUUUUUUUUUUUGGCUAUUGUUUUAUACUAGAUUUGCCAUACCUCUGUGUGAGACUGAACGGUAGAGUGAAGUAACGUUCUGCCUUUUACUUUGACUGUGAUCAGAUCUCUAAGUUUUUAUUUUCUUUAAAGUAGGAGCUUCUCUGUAUUAAAAGUGAUCUUGCCUCACGAGAUGUGGGGAACAGUGCUAGUCAAAUGUCUACUACCUUUUUUCUUUAUAUUAUUUAUAUCCUACCUUUUUUCAAGAUAUUAGGCUCUCCUUCACCAGUAGCUAUUAAAAUAGAUCUAUGACAAUAACCAAAAAAAGCAUAUAACAUUGGGGGUUUUUUCGCUAUAAUUUGUAAAUAUUGUGAUCUUGCUGUAAAUUCUUGACUGAGUCAGCUUAUGAAUAUAUUUCAUAUAUUAAAUUUUAUGGCAUUGUUUCUACAUAAUACAAUAUAAUAUAAGCUGAAAUAAAAGGAAAAGUGGCUUAAAAGCUAAGAGAAAGGCCUGUUGAAAAUCAUCAGAGCAAUAUGCAAUAACAGAUUGUCAAAUAUCUACAUCUCUUUAGGAUAUACUUGGUCACAUAAGGUCAAUGAACAAAAGACUUUAAAAUAUUUAAUACUCUAACGAGUUUCAAGGUUCUAUUUUGGUUUUGGUUUUCUUUAAUUUUUAUUCUUAACAAUCAUUUGUCUAAGAAACUGCUACAACAGAAGCACAAACUAUUUGGUAAAUGUAAAUGUAUGUAAAUAGCUUGCAGUACAGUUGAUAUACAUACAGAGCUAAGAAGAUUCGUAGAUCUGAUGGUUUAAUAAUUUUAACAGUGCAUUUCCCUAGACCAUGUAUUCCUUAUUCAAUACAUCAUUAUUUCCGGAUUUUUGUUGUUUGUUUGUUUUAUUGCCUAUAGUCUGACAGAAAAUUCAAACCAUCUACAUUAUUAUUUUUAUCUUAGUGGUGCCAAGAAAUUCCAACUUAGACAACAAACCUGUUGCAGGAGUGGAAAAAUGCACAUAUAUGCAGACAUACAGUAUGAGAUUAAUACUGUCUAAAACAGCCUGUCUACUAAAUGGCAGUCACAGGCAGAGUAAAUAAAUUGAGCAAAAUAUGGGAAAAACUAGCAGGGCUGGAAUCUGACCUCAUUGCUCCAUUUUUUUUUCUUUAACCACCAGCUCAAUUUGCCUCCACACAGAACAUGUUUCACUUAAGUUGUCUCCUAUAGUGUUGUGGUUUAACCCAAGACAACAACUAGGUACCACACAGCCACUUACUCACUUCACUCACAGUGGAAUGGGGAAGACAACUGGAAGGGCAAAAGUGAGAAAACUCGGGUAUUGAGGUAAAGAAAAUUUAAUAGGUAAAGCAAAAGCCAUGUGUGCAAGCUAAGCAAAACAAGGAAUUUAUUCACUGCUUCCAACCUGUAAGGAGGUGUUCAGCCAUUUCCAGGAAAGCAAGGCUUCAUCACAUGCAAUGGUUACUUGGGAAGACAAACACCAUCAAUCCAAACAGGCCCCUGCCCAUACCCACACACUUUCCUCUUCUUCUCCUAGCUUUAUAUACUGAGCACAAUGCCAUAUGGUGCACAAUAUGCCUUGGGUCAAUUGGAGUCAGCUGUCCUGGUUGUGUCUCCUCCCAAACUUUUGUGUAUUCCCCACCUUCUUGUUGCCAGGCCAAUAUGAGAAGCUGAAAAGUCCAUGACUAUUUAGGAACAAUGAACAUUAUUCUCAUAUUAAAUCCAAAAAACAGCACUACAUGAACUACUUGGAAGAAAAUUAACUCUAUCCAGCCAAAAACAGGACAUAAGGGCAUCACCUCCUCUAUUCCAAUACAUAAAAGUUGCAAUCAAAUUGCAUCUCCUCUAAUGCAAGAUUUUCAACUGAAGUGAAAAUAAAAAAUUCUGGUCUUUGUUUUUUUUACCUGGUCAAAAAUACUGCAAAAAGUUUUUGAGUUACAAAAUUAAAAGACUGUCCUUAGACAUAGUUCUUUAAAUAGUAGAAAAGAAUAUUUAAAAAAAAAAAAUGUUUUAUGCUAUCCAUGUGUAUUUGUCUCUACUUCUCACUUUCUCAGAAGGUUGGUAGUGACUUGCAUUCUUUGAUGACUCCGUAGAUUCAAGAAACAUUGAAAGAUAUUUAUGAGAACUGGGGAUAAUAAUGAGAAAACUUCACAUAGAACAAGCAAGCUGAAAUGCACUCUCAUCAGGCUAUGACAUUCGACAUUGAGGGUGACAAGUGCUAAUUUAUAUAUGUACUGUGGGAACUUACUGCAGUGUUUUCUUUGUAAUUCAGGAUUUGUUCCCAAAAAUGCACAGGAAUAACAAUUGCAGGAUAAAAAGUUUUUAUGCCUGGCCUUCUGUGUGAAUGAGCGACUAAAACCAUCAAGAAGGUGUCAACGGCAAAGCUUUUGUUGCUUGCACAAUAGCAUUGCUUGUUCUUGAUUUUUUAAUGUAAACCAUAGACGUUGUUUUUCUCUGCGAAUGUUGUUUUAAACACAUAUUUCUAAAAGUCAUUAUUUAAAAGAAAAAUGUUAAAAUAAUAAUCCCUGAAGUGCAUGUGAGUUUGUAUGUUACAUGAAAGGGGAUCUGUUAAUAAAAAUAUUCUGGAUAAUUUA
Molecule: messenger RNA, 17468 nt
Organism: Columba livia (rock pigeon)
Lineage: Eukaryota; Metazoa; Chordata; Aves; Columbiformes; Columbidae
Product: contactin-associated protein-like 4
Exons: 25
Coding region: 442-4476 (1344 amino acids)
Source: RefSeq, a predicted model, not a curated record